CGCCGACUCGCUUCCUUCGCCCCCGCCUUCCUCCCAUGCUGGCCUUUUGCUUUGUGUGAUCGGAUCCCGCUCAACGGAGUGGCGCAAUGCCAGGGACGCUUUUGCCCCCGAGAUCACACCGGCAGCACGCACAGAUGGAUCGAACAUCUGCGUCCCGGCCGGACUUCUACCUGAUUACCGAUCAGGAUACGGUUUACGAACAAGACCUGCUGCGCGAUGCUGGUAGUGUCAAGCCAUGGCUUGCCUAUAUCGAGUUCAAGCAGCAAAAUGGCACUCUUUACGAACAAGCCUUUGUUAUGGAGCGCGCCUGUCGAAAGUUGCCGCGGUCAUAUAAGCUAUGGAAAAUGUACUUGGAAUUCCGAAUGAAGCAUCUAAAGGGCAGGAAUCCCACUGUCUACCGCGCCGAGUACGUCAAGGUCAAUGCUCUUUUCGAACGAGCUUUAGUCCUCUUGAACAAGAUGCCUCGCAUCUGGGAGAUGUACUUGUCGUUUUUGCUCCUUCAACCCUUGGUGACACAGACCCGGCGAACAUUUGAUCGUGCCCUUCGUGCACUUCCGGUCACCCAACACAACCGAAUCUGGAGACUUUUCAAGGGCUUCGCGCGAUCUGCUUCAGGACCAACUGCUGUAAAGAUCUGGGCUCGGUACAUGCAGAUUCAUCCGGAGAAUGCGGAAGAGUACAUUGAAAUCCUGGUCGAGAUGGGCCAAUACACAGAGGCUGUAAAAGUGUUUAUGGAAAUCUUGGACAACCAGCGAUUCCAAUCUAAGAAUGGCAAGAGCACUUUCCAGCUCUGGACCGAAAUGGUCGACCUCUUGGUCUCCAAGGCCAAGAAGAUUGAGACCGGCCCUCAAGUGGGAAUCGACGUCGAUGCCAUUCUCCGCAGCGGAAUCGAGCGAUUCGCGGACCAGCGAGGAAAACUUUGGGCUGGCCUUGCUACGUAUUGGAUCACAAAGGGUAGCUUUGAGAAAGCACGAGAUGUGUUUGAAGAAGGAAUUACUACCGUCAUGACCGUACGGGAUUUCACGCUCAUCUUUGACUCGUAUGUUGAGUUUGAGGAGUCCAUAAUCGGCAAUCUGAUGGAGGCCGCAGCUGUCCGUUCAGAGAAGGGCAAGCUUGAUGAAGAGGCUGACUUUGAUCUGGACCUUCGCAUGCUGCGAUUUGAACAAUUGAUGGACCGACGGCCGUUCCUGGUCAAUGACGUUCUGUUACGACAAAACCCGCACAAUGUCAUUGAAUGGGAGAAGAGGGUGGCCUUGUGGGGUGACAAUAAGGGGGAAGCUGUCAACACCUACACAGCUGCCAUUGCGGCAAUCAACCCCAAGAAAGCACAUGGAAAGUUCUCCGAGUUGUGGGUCAACUAUGCCAAACUUUAUGAGGAUGGUGGCGAUCUAGAGACCGCGAGAGUCAUUUUCGAUAAGGCUGUAAAGGUCCCCUUCAAAUCUGUCGCUGAGCUUGCCGAGACCUGGUGUGAAUGGGCGGAAAUGGAACUUCGCUCGGAGAACUUUGACCGGGCCGUUGAUAUCAUGGCAAAGGCGACACAGGCACCUAAGAAGUCUACCGUGGACUAUUUCGAUGAAAGCUUAUCCCCGCAACAAAGAGUGCACAAGAGUUGGAAGCUGUGGAGUUUCUAUGUUGAUCUCGUCGAGAGUGUGUCCUCGCUGGAAGAGACCAGGAAAGUCUACGAGCGGAUUUUCGAACUGCGUAUCGCGACACCCCAGACCGUUGUCAACUACGCAAACCUCUUGGAAGAAAACAGUUACUUCGAAGAUUCUUUCAAGGUGUACGAGCGUGGCUUGGAUCUCUUCAGCUAUCCGGUGGCCUUUGAGCUUUGGAAUCUAUACUUGACCAAGGCCGUGGACCGCAAGAUUGGUAUUGAAAGACUUCGAGAUCUCUUUGAGCAAGCUCUGGAUGGAUGUCCGCCAAAAUUCGCCAAGCCGCUGUACUUGAUGUAUGGCAAUUUGGAAGAAGAGCGAGGCCUUGCCCGACAUGCGAUGCGCAUCUAUGAACGUGCGACUCGCGAGGUUUCUGACGAGGACCGAUUCGAGAUGUUCGAGUUCUACAUCACCAAGUCAGCCUCCAACUUCGGACUUACCUCUACGAGACCGAUCUAUGAGCGGGCUAUCGCGGCUCUGCCAGACCAAGAGGCCAAGGAGAUGUGCCUCAAGUUUGCUGAGAUGGAACGCCGGCUGGGUGAGAUUGACCGGGCGCGUGCGAUCUAUGGACAUGCAUCCCAAUUCUGCGAUCCUCGGACCAAUGCGCCCUUCUGGCAGAAGUGGGAGGCGUUCGAAGUGCAACAUGGAAACGAAGACACGUUCAAGGAGAUGCUCCGCAUCAAGAGAAGUGUCCAGGCUCAAUACAAGUAUGAUCUAUCCAUUGACCCCACCUUGUUUCUAACUUAAGUCACUGACCUAUCUCCAGCACCGACGUCAAUUUCAUCGCCUCGCAGGCUAUCGCCCGCAGUCAGCAGCGCCUCCAGGAUGGUCUACAGGGCGAGGGCGAGGGCGAGGCUGCCGAGCGUGCCGAUGCCAUGGCUGCAUUGGAGCGCGAGGCUCGUGCCCCAGUGGGCUUCGUUGCCGCCAGCACUGGACCGGAGGGGGGCAAUCGGCCUCCCCCUGCAGGCCAAGAACAACCUGCUGCACCCGCCAACCCGGAUGCCAUCGACCUAGACGACGAUAUGGACGAAUAAGAGACCCAAAUGGGGGUUUCGAAACUGGGCCAUGGGAAACCACAACUACCAGUCUGGACGCUGAAUCCUUUCAAUUGCCAUCAUCGACCCCUGUCACUAGAAUUCCUUUCUUUCUUCUCUCGUAUAAGUACCAUUGCAACGGAUGUCACUCCCAUUUCCUUUUUAUCCAUUGGUGUUGUGCGCCACUUUUUAUUUCUUGCGUCCCAAGGAGUUUGUCUGCUCUUGUGCCGACUCGAGCGUCAUGCUCGAUAAUGAAUGUUCAUUACUUCGUUGCUCACUUUCCACUAGCAGUCUCAUCGCUUGCGAUACCUGCCCCGCUAAGGCAUCUUUCUUGUAUAGAGUACCAAUUCAGGAUUGUAUUUCUUCUUUUCAUACUGGUGAUUUGCAGUUCUCCAGUUC
Molecule: messenger RNA, 3085 nt
Organism: Penicillium brasilianum
Lineage: Eukaryota; Fungi; Ascomycota; Eurotiomycetes; Eurotiales; Aspergillaceae
Source: the annotation of a GenBank genome assembly